GGUGUAACAUAUUGGGUGACGUAAGCAAUACCGGAAGUGCCAUCUCUAUUCAUUUCUACAAAACAAACUUUAUCUAAAAAUGUCAGAGUCUGAAUUGUGCACGGAGAAAGUAUCUCGUUAGGUCAAUUCAGAUAUGACCGUUACUUAUUCUGUCUUCUGCAAGAGCGCACAUGGUAGCUAGGUAUGCUAGCUAGGUCUCUGACAGCUUUGACAUCCUGGAGACUGUAUCAGCCUUUGGAGAGGACACUUUACUCCAGAUUAGUCUCUGGAAGAGCACUAAGGCUGGAGAAAUGUCCAGGCUCAGGGCUCAGCUGCUGUCUACCAAAUAUGCUGUCCUGCAGCGCCUCAUCUCACAAACUUCACACACACUGCAAGAACAAUCCCAUCAUCACAUUCAGCGAUGCCUGGUCUUAUGGAAUGCGAAGACUCGUUUUUAACCCAAAACAUGGCAUGGUACUCAAAACAUGGAAUAUACACAGAACAUUUCAAUCCACCAGUGGAACCACCAAAUCUGUGCUGAAGCAAGCGGGCAUGCCUGGCAAAAAAACAUUAAAGGGACCAAGGACUAAGCAGCCAUCCAGAGCCAAUCUGCCAGCCCCAGAAGAGGAUAUGAUGCAAUGUAUCGCCUAUGCAACAGCUGAACAAUACCACCUACCUACUCUCUGCCAUGACCUAAUAGCUAAUGGCUUUUUUGAAAUAAGAGACUUGCCCAGAGAUGCAGCUAAUGUUCUGGUGAUUGGAACAGAAAUGGCAUCAAAACCAGAUGAUUCUGCCAUGAUGUUUUUCUUCAGGGAAGGCUCAGUGGUUUUCUGGAAUGUUGAUGUAGAAACUUUAAAGAAAGUGAUGCGGAUAUUGGAGCAACAUGAGAUUCAGCCGUAUGAAGUGGCUUUGGUCCACUGGGAAAAUGAAGAGAUCAAUUACUCAAUAGAAGAGGGAAAUACAAAGCUCCAUCGGGGAAACUUCAUAUUUAAUAGCGACAUGGACUAUGAACAAGUCCUUCUGGAGAAAUUUGCAUUUUCUAAUGCUCUGUCUCUCUCAGUUAAGCUGGCGAUAUGGGAGAUGUCUCUGGAUAACUUUGUUGAAUCUAUUCAGCCAAUUCCAGAGACACUAAAGUCUGGGAAGUCAGUCAAACUGUCCAGGGCAGAGGUCUUGCAGAAAAUAGGAGAACUGUUUGCUCUGAGGCACUGCAUUAACCUCAGUUCAGAUCUUCUCAUCACUCCUGAUUUCUACUGGGACAGAGAGGACCUGGAGCAACUGUAUGACAAAACAUGUCAGUUUCUCAGUAUCAACCGUAGGGUCAAGGUUGUGAAUGAGAAGCUGCAGCACUGCACUGAACUGACAGACCUGAUGAGGAAUCACCUUGGUGAAAAGCACAGUCUCCGACUGGAGUGGAUGAUUGUAAUCUUGAUCACUAUUGAGGUGAUGUUUGAACUCGCCCGUGUGGUCUUCUGAGGAGACAGACGUCUUAGAGGAGGAUGUGACUGCCACAAUGAAAUCAGCCAAGCAUGUUUUAAAAGGUUUCAGUGUUCAUACAGCUUAACUGCAUCUUUUCUGAACCUCUAUUCAGUAGACUGUUGUCAGAUGUAAGUUUUCAAUAGAUAAAUAAAACUCGAUGCACAAA
Messenger RNA from Ictalurus punctatus (channel catfish), 1621 nucleotides. It is a transcript of the gene rmnd1, whose product is annotated as required for meiotic nuclear division 1 homolog. The transcript has 12 exons. The coding region runs from base 184 to 1452 and encodes 422 amino acids. NCBI's taxonomy places the organism in Eukaryota, Metazoa, Chordata, Actinopteri, Siluriformes, Ictaluridae. The record is from RefSeq and is a predicted model, not a curated record. Gene Ontology annotation, biological process: positive regulation of mitochondrial translation.